Messenger RNA from Scylla paramamosain (green mud crab), 1614 nucleotides. Its product is annotated as mucin-2-like. The record is from RefSeq and is a predicted model, not a curated record. Lineage: Eukaryota; Metazoa; Arthropoda; Malacostraca; Decapoda; Portunidae. The transcript has 5 exons. The coding region runs from base 1 to 1614 and encodes 537 amino acids.
AUGACAUCAAGAGGCUGCAGUCAUUCUCCAGAUGCAUUCUGCUACAUAUGUGGUCAAUUCAUCAAGACAAGAGCAAAGAAGUUCUCAGUGACAGCAUCUGAAAAAAUCUGUGAAGCUUACAAAGCUUAUUUUGCUGUGCCAAUUUGGGACCAAGACAAGACCUGGGCGCCUCGUUUUGCUUAUGAAUGGAGACUCGUCAUUGACAACUCCUCCAAAAGCCUGGAAGCUGUACUUCUGCACAGUGGAAACAAGUAUCCAUCUCUGCCUCUUGCUCAUUCUGUGCAUCUUAAGGAGGACUGCAGCAGUGUAGAGCUUCUACUGGAAACUUUGAACUACAACAAGAAUGGCUGGGAAGUUAUUGGAGACUUCAAGAUGGUGGCUUUCUUGAUGGGACUGCAAGGAGCUCUUGACAAGGAGUCUGCUGCCUUCAUAUAUCUUCAAGACUUCUUUCCUAAGCUUUCAGAGGCAAAGGUGAAAGCUGGUAUCUUCACUGGACCACAAAUGAGUAAAAUUAUGGACCUCACAGCCUCACAGCCUCACAGCCUCACAGUCUCACAGUCUCACACCCUCACAGCCUCACAGCCCCACACCCUCACAGCCUCACAGCCCCACAGCCUCACACCCUCAUACCUCACAGCCUCACAGUCUCACAGCCCCACAGCCUCACAGCCUCACAGCCCAACAGCCUCACAGCCCCACAGCCUCACAGCCUCACAGCCUCACACCCUCACAGUCUCACACCCUCACAGUCUCACAGCCUCACAGCCUCACAGUCUCACAGCCUCACAGCCCCACAGCCUCACAGCCUCACAGCCUCACACCCUCAUACCUCACAGCCUCACAGCCUCACAGUCUCACAGUCUCACAGCCCCACAGCCUCACAGCCUCACAGCCUCACAGCCUCACAGUCUCACAGCCUCACAGUCUCACACCCUCACACCCUUACAGCCUCACACCCUCACAGCCUCACAGCCUCACAGCCUCACAGCCUCACAGUCUCACAGCCUCACAGCCUCACAGUCUCACAGCCUCACAGCCUCACAGUCUCACAGCCUCACACCCUUACAGCCUCACACCCUCACAGCCUCACAGCCUCACAGCCUCACAGUCUCACAGCCCCACAGCCUCACAGCCUCACAGCCUCACACCCUCACAGCCUCACAGCCUCACAGCCCCACAGUCUCACACCCUCACAGUCUCACAGUCUCACAGCCUCACAGUCUCACAGCCUCACAGCCUCACAGCCUCACACCCUCACAGCCUCACAGCCUCACAGCCUCACACCCUCACAGCCUCACAGUCUCACAGCCUCACACCCUCACAGCCUCACAGCCUCACACCCUUACAGCCUCACACCCUCACAGCCUCACAGCCCCACAGCCUCACAGCCUCACAGUCUCACAGCCUCACACCCUCACAGCCUCACAGUCUCACACCCUCACACCCUCACAGCCCCACAGUCUCACACCUCACAGUCUCACACCCUCACACCCUCACAGCCCCACAGUCUCACACCCUCACACCCUCACAGCCCCACAGUCUCACACCCUCACACCCUCACAGCCCCACAGUCUCACAGCCUCACACCCUCACAGCCUCACAAAUGAAGAAUAA